AUGUUGGAAAACGUAGUACCGGCUGCAAAAUGCGCCAAUGAAGCCUUUCCAUUCUCCUGCCCCUGUUGCCACGUGUUCGCUUUCCGUCGUGCUCGCUCUCUUCGUCUCAAUGAUCCCGUUGGCCGUCCAGUAGAGGAAAUGUCGCCUGGUUGGGUCACCCACGCGGGCAGCACAACUUGUCCCUUCUGCUUCCGCCUCUUCCGUGACGCCACUCGGAGCCUGGGCCCGACGAAUGAGGCUUCUGUGAGCCAACAUCCCGGACCGCAGCAAUGCAACUUCUGGUGCAGGAAACGGUUCGACUCUCGGAACUCUGCCUCUGCGAAGCAGAUGCAAGUGAAGUGCAGAGAUGGAAGCACCGAUGUUGACGACCAAAAUGAACCGGUAUGCUUCGUGUGA
Molecule: messenger RNA, 396 nt
Organism: Protopolystoma xenopodis
Lineage: Eukaryota; Metazoa; Platyhelminthes; Monogenea; Polystomatidea; Polystomatidae
Source: the annotation of a GenBank genome assembly